AUGUCUUCCAAGUUGAGGAUUCUGGUCCCCGUCAAGAGAGUCAUUGACUAUGCUGUCAAACCUCGAGUAAGAUCCGACCGAACAGGUGUCGAGACGUCCGGCGUCAAGCACUCGCUUAAUCCGUUCGACGAGCUUUCGAUCGAAGAAGCAGUUCGACUGCGUGAACGCAAGCAGCCCGUCGAAGAGAUUUUGGCGGUGAGCGCAGGCCCCGCGAAAUGCGCGGACACGCUGCGGACGGCGAUGGCGAUGGGCGCAGACCGGUCGAUCCACGUCGACGUCCCCGAGGACAAGCCGCUGGAACCGCUGAGUGUGGCGAAACUGCUCAAGGCCAUCGCGGAGAAGGAGCAGAGUAACUUGAUUAUCCUGGGCAAGCAGGCCAUCGACGACGACGCUGGCCAGACGGGCCAGAUGCUGGCGGGACUGCUGAACUGGCCGCAGGCGACCCAGGCAAGCAAAGUCGACAUCAAGGACAACCAGGUUACCGUGACCCGCGAGGUUGACGGUGGCAUCGAGACAAUCCGCGCAAAGCUACCUAUCAUCAUCACUACUGAUCUGCGUCUCAAUGAACCCCGAUAUGCAAGCUUGCCCAAUAUCAUGAAGGCAAAGAAGAAGAAGCUCGACAAGAAAUCCCUGGCUGACUAUGGUGUCGAUGUGAAGCCCCGUCUCAAGACUAUCAAGGUUGAGGAACCUCCGGUCAGACAGGGUGGCGGCAAGGUCGAGGAUGUCGAUGGCUUAAUUGGCAAGCUGAAGGAGUUGGGCGCCAUCUGA
Capronia epimyces CBS 606.96 is the source of this 768-nucleotide messenger RNA. Its product is annotated as electron transfer flavoprotein beta subunit. Lineage: Eukaryota; Fungi; Ascomycota; Eurotiomycetes; Chaetothyriales; Herpotrichiellaceae. Gene Ontology annotation, molecular function: electron transfer activity. The transcript has 2 exons. The record is from RefSeq and is a predicted model, not a curated record. Gene Ontology annotation, cellular component: cytosol. Bases 1 to 768 code for a protein of 255 amino acids.